GUAUAUGCUCCGCCCUCCCCCCAAUUCCCGGUUACAGCUUUUUGGCGUAAAACAUUAAUAACACUCAUAUGAACUGAAAGAAAAAGGCCGUGAUUUUUCAGUCGAUAAGUUGAAGGUGCGGAGAGUGUAAUUAAGAAUGAACACAAUAACUGGUGUUGCGAGUUUGAAUGAAACCGGAUACUUUUCCUCCGGUUAUGGAGGUGGAAAAUGUUUAGCCUCUGCAGCAAGAUCAGUGCACCAAAUUAAGUACGCACCGAAUCCAAUUAAGGCAUGUACAUCGAAUUCUAUCUUGUCAUUGGGUCUUGCAUGCAAGAGAAUGUCAGUAAAACUAAAUAAGAGAGACGUACUGGAUAAUAGUCGAAGAAGUUGCAUUGUAAGAUCUUUCGUUUCGGAUCAAGAUCGAACGGUGAAGGUGGAGACUGAUCAAAGCCCUUGUGUGCCGGAUAAUGAGAAGAAGAAAUCUCCAUUUCUAACACGAGGCGAAAUAUUUAGGGAAGAGUUCUUGAAAAGGGUUGUUCCGUGGGAGGAAAUAACCGAAUCGUUGGAUACAUUUCCUUAUUACAUUAACGAACACGAUUGCAGCCGUCUGUUGGAAUGCAUGGCGUCGCAUUUGAAACACGAUAAGCUUACGAGAGACCAUGGUGGUCGUUUGACUACUUCGAGUUGGCGAAUUCUGCUUAAAAGUCUUCCAGGUACGGGGCUAUGUCGGGACAAAUUGGUGAGAGCACUUGCUAGGGAGUUGCAAGUUCCACUUAUGGUGCUCGAUAGCAGCAAUUUACCUCCUUACAAUCUUAGUCGAGACUAUUCAGAAUCAGAUGACGAGGAUACCGAAUCCGAUUCGGAAUUUGAAGAUGAAAGCAAUUCGUGUUGUCAUCACGAAGAUGAUAGCACGGAUGUUAGUGAUGAUGAUGAAGACGAAGACGAUUCCCGAAAUUCAAUCGAGACUUGCAAAAAGUGCGGUUCCGGAGAAUCGGAGCAACCUAAAUGUCUGCUAAAGAAAGGAGAUAGAGUGAAGUACGAUGGACCAAACUUUCCAAUCGAAGGGAGUAACAGGUUACCGUCUGUCUUAAUUUCGCAGUUAUUACAAUAUUUAUCCCUUUGUUUUAUUUAUUUAGUAUUUUUUUUUACGAAUAAUUACGCAUAUACAUUGCAUGAAGUAAACGGUGACAAAGUAUCUGUUAUCUUCUACACGAUCGGCCUAACGAAAAACGAAGAAGCAGAGAAGGAUGAAGAAAGCUCAAAAACGGCUGUACAAGUUUGGCUCGACGUGGAGCACGUAAAACACGAUUGCGACGCUCAAGUUCACGACUGCUACGUUGCUAUGGAAGUACUUUGUGAGAAUGCUUCGCUAAAGCGACUUAUUGGCGAGUUAAAAGCGACUAGGCGAUCAAUUGGCUACGACGCAUACAAGCUAUUCAAUAAUAUUGUGUAUAUGGGAAAACCAGAGGAACAAGAUCUCCUGGACACAUUCUUCGAACAAAUCGAGAAAGAUUGGAGAACCGUGAUAUCUACAAAGAACUUGAGUGAAAUGCACAAGGUACAUAUAGUACUAUUUUGUUCAAAAGCGGAGAAUGUUAUUGGGUGGGCCACAAACCACCACCUCUCCUCGUGCAUCAGUCCGUCUGUUAAGGGGGAACGAUUGCAUCUCCAUCACGAUAGUAUUCAAAAGGGAAUUUUGAGGUUAAAGGAGGAAGAAAAAGAACCGAAGAAGCCUUCAAAGAGUACUCUCGAGGAUUUUGCGAGUAACGAGUUCGAACAAGAGUUUGCUUCAUCAGUAAUUCGCCCCGACGAAAUUGGCGUAAAGUUCGACGAUGUUGGCGCACUUGAACAUGUGAAGAAGGUGUUGAAUGAACUCGUUAUUCUCCCCAUGAAACGGCCCAAUCUUUUCUCCCGUGGAAAUUUGCUGAGGCCAUGCAAAGGAUUGCUACUUUUCGGGCCGCCCGGGACCGGAAAAACCCUUAUUGCAAAAGCUCUUGCAACGGAAGCGGGCGCUAAUUUCAUCGGUCUUAGUACUGCGUCUCUUACAUCUAAGAUUUAUGGUGAUGAUGAAAAACUCGUAAGGGCACUCUUCGCCUUUGCUGCCAAGGUGGCUCCUGCCGUUAUUUUUGUGGAUGAGGUUGACGAUUUACUCGGUGCACGUGGAAAAUCCUCCGAGCAUGAAGCUACUAGAAGACUCCGGAACGAGUUUAUGUUACGCUGGGAUGGAUUGAAUUCGAAAGACAGCCAGAGAAUCCUCGUAAUUGGUGCCACAAAUCGGCCUUUCGACCUUGACGAUGCUGUCAUUCGUCGCAUGCCUAGAAGAGUUUAUGUGGGCCUACCAAACGUCGAAAACCGUUCGAAAAUACUAAAAGUACUUCUAGCUAAAGAAAAUCUGGAACCUGGUUUUUCUUUCGAUCAACUUGCCAAGGCCACUGAUAGUUAUUCCGGGAGUGAUCUAAAGAACCUUUGUGCUGCUGCAGCAUAUAGACCUGUGGAAGAACUACUAGAACAAGAAUCCAAGGGUGACAAAGUUGACGAAGGAGUUACAUUAAGACCACUGAAGUUGGAUGAUUUUAUCCAUUCCAAAGCCAAGGUGGGGCCGUCGAUUUUGAACAAUUCAACGAGCGUAAUCAAGCUGAGAGAAUGGAACGAGAAGUACGGUGAAGGAGGAAGGGUUUUGGAAAAGAACAAUAUUAAGAAGAGAAAUAAAAUUGAUGUUAUUUAAUUAAUAUAUUUCCUAAAUAUAUAGGGUUUAAUAGGUAUAGAAAGGAACAUACUAAUUUUCAAGAAGAUUAGUUAUCUAUGGACUGAUAUCACUAUAUUAAAUUUGUUUUAAUAACUAAUUUUGGAUAUUUAAUUUUAAAUCGAGCUAU
Erythranthe guttata (spotted monkey flower) is the source of this 2852-nucleotide messenger RNA. The record is from RefSeq and is a predicted model, not a curated record. NCBI's taxonomy places the organism in Eukaryota, Viridiplantae, Streptophyta, Magnoliopsida, Lamiales, Phrymaceae.